UCACGCAACGCUUUGCUUCGGGACAAAAUUAUGGCUUAUCAUCUAGUUUAUUCGUGUUAUAUCAUUUCUUCCUUUAACAUCCAUUGAUUAUCAGUGUUUCUGUCUAGUAAAAUUUGUCUGCUGAUUGACGAAGCGAAGAUAAACUUAGCUGAAGUAAACCUUCGCUUUGUAUUUCAAGAAGUCAGUGUUCCUUUGUAUAUUCGUGUAGUGCGCUCCCUCUUUCUCUCUCUCUCUCUCUCUCUGUCUGUCUCUCUCUCUCUCUCUUCCUCUCUGUAAUGUAUGUUUUGCUAACCACAUAUUUAAGUAUUGCAACUUCAUAGGCCUACUGUGUGACCCAUAUCAAAACCAAUUUUUUGUUAAACAAGAUUAAUGGUUCAAACUACGGGCACCGACUUUAAGAAACUUAGCUAAAACCCUCUAUUAUCUUAAUUUGACAUCUGUUUUUCUCUAUAACCAGUUUUAUCUUUUUCUAUCUCACUCUAUUUAUAGAUACUAUUUUUAAUCUAAAUAAUAUCGACCUGUGAUAUACAUUAACACAGUCAUCAUUCACUCACAGCCUCCUAUAAGAGAGGCUGGCUACCUGGUAAGCAUUCUCCAGGGGGGGAAUAUCCGAGAAAGUCAUCCUCUACAUUCGUAACUUGACGUCUAUAAACUACAACACCCUCUACUCUCGGGUCCACCAAAGUAUGCACUUUAUGUUUGACUGGGAGACGGAAGCCGAUCAUAUCUCAUUUGAUGACAGUGACCGUUUCGAGGAGGAUUCUCUGUGCUCGUGGAACAGCGAGCCCGAGAGUCUGUGCAACAACUGGAGAGGAUGGAAGAGGCAAAAUGGAGGCCAGGCUUUUCCAGCGCAGCAGCAGCAACAGCAGCGAACCACUGGAGACAAGAUUGUGACACUGGUGGAAAUGUCUGCACAGGCUGUUGCUUGCCACAUUCCUUUUGAAGUUGUUGAAAAUUUCCGACAGCCUGUUCCAGAUCAACUUCAACUCAGGAUUGCUUUUUGGAGUUUUCCUGAAAAUGAAGAAGAUAUACGGUUGUAUUCUUGCCUGGCCAAUGGCAGUUCUGAUGAAUUCCAAAAGGGAGAACACUUGUAUAAAAUGAAAGCUGUGAAAGAAGCAUUGCAAAUUGGUUUUCAUCUCAGUGCAACUGUAGAUCCCUCCCAAAGCUCAACUCAGGGUAAAGGCUCAUACAAUGUCGCAGUUGUAUUUGACAGAAGACGAAUCACUUCUUGUAUGUGUACUUGUGGAAGCACAGCAUGGUGCUCUCAUGUAGUAGCUUUAUGUUUAUAUAGGAUUCAUCAGUCUCAUUCAGUUUGUUUGCGGGCUCCUGUGUCUGAAUCACUUUCAAGAUUGCGUAGAGACCAAUUGCAGAAAUUUGCUCAGUAUUUGAUUAGCGAGCUGCCACAGCAGAUUCUUCCUACAGCACAAAAACUCUUAGAUGAACUUCUCUCAUCUCAAGAAACUGCUAUGAACACUGUUUAUGGUGCUCCUGAUCCAACUGCUGGUCCAUCUGCUAGUGAACAGACAUCUUGGUGCUUGGAUCCUGAUACACUGCAUGAAAACAUCAAAAAAACACUUGUGAAACAUUGUCUCCCCACACCAAUGGUCUUUAGUGAUGUGAACUAUUUGUCUUCAUCAGCACCACCAGCUGCUGCAGAAUGGCAGAGCUUAUUGAGACCACUACGUGGUCGAGAACCAGAAGGUAUGUGGAAUUUACUUUCCAUAGUACGCGAGAUGUUCCGUCGCAGUGACAAUAACGCCGUCCCACUUCUUGAGAUACUCACAGAUGAAGUUCUACAAUGUGAACAGAUUUUAGUUUGGUGGUUUGCAACCAAAAUGUCCAGUUCUCACAGUGGUAACAGUAACCAUGUGAAUCGCUGCAACAGCAACAGUAGUGCAAAUGCUUCCCAACAUGCAGCAGCCAGUUUCUGUGAUGAAAUUGUCACACUAUGGCGACUGGCUGCUCUAAAUCCAAAACUGUCACCUAUCCAACGAGACGAUCUAUGCACUAAAUUCCGAGAUUGGCAUAUAUCCACAAUUGACAAAGUCAAAAAAAUUCGUGGUUCAAGCUUUGGCAUACCAGUUAGCCUGAAGAAGACUGAUAUUGAAAAUUUCUGUGGGUUUAAACCAGCAGUUGAGGCUUGUUCAUUGGACUGGGAAGAAUACAAUAUUCCUGGUAUAACAUACUCAGAGGGUCUUGGCACUCAGUAUCACAUUAGUCGCAUCCAAGAAACAGAGACUAAAAAAUUAUCUCGAGUACAGACUGUUGCAGUUUGUUCACAAGAUCUCAUCAGUUCAGAUUCUUCAACACGCUGCACCCAUCCAGCAAUGAAUUUUGACCCAACAACUGGCACAGACCUCAGGGAACCUCAUUACUUUUUCAAAAGCAUUCCAGGCCCUGGUUUGAUGUCUUUUGAUGUUGGCAACAUGGAUUCUGUUCUGAGUUCUGGUUCUGAGGGAUUUUGUGAACCAGAUAAAUCAGACACUGAAACAACUAGGAACUCGAGUAGCAGCAAUGGAAAGAACAAAGUCACACACCAAGAGAGUAUCGAUAACUCUGAGUAUAGGGGUAACUGUCAAAACUAUAAAGACAAGAACUUAGUUGACUCUGUAAAAUUUUCUGUGGUUGUGUCAGAUACAAAUGGUGACUCAGAUGCCUCACUUCCAGGGACAUCUGGCUGCCAAAAUGGAGCUAAGACUUCUGCACAUUCUGAGCAAGGAGGAGAAUCACCGCGCUUAGAGCCCAGUCUGUCUGCAGAGUCCCAGCCAUCAAGUGAUGAAUACCAGUUGUAUUUUUAUGAUACUAAAGUGUUGGUUAAAUCAUCAGAGUCUGAGAAAAAGAAAAAAGACAAAACUGAGGAACCAAAUUACUUCUUUGGUCUGAAGACUAGCUACAGCAAACAAGAUAUUUGGUUUGCACGUGCUGAAGCAUUACAUACACAUGGACAUAAUAAAGAAGCAUGUAAAUUAGCACAAAAAUUAGCUGAAGAAAUUCUUGCAAAUCCUCCAGAUUUCUUAGCUGAGGCUAACACAAUAUCAGCUCCUAAAGGAAAGAAGAAGAAGCUGCAAAAUAGUGUUAGUCUGUUAGCUAGUCAAACUCUUGCAAAAGCUGCAUUCUUGUGUAAUGUGCUCUCUGAAGACCCUGACUGUUAUCCAUUAGCCUUCAACAUUGCUAUGUUUGGCUUAGAAAUGCCUCGGCCUCCUGCAUCUAACAAAGUUUUGGAGGUAAAAUUAGCCUACCAGGAGUCUGAAUUAUUGACUUUAUUGAAGAAGAUCCCACUGGGUCAAUCAGAACUGAAUAUUUUGAGGGAAAAAGCAGAGCAACUUCGGGAUGGCAAAUUACAAUCACGAGGUGAAGCCCUCCUGCCUCUCACUUUGGCUAGUUUUAUAUUUGACCUCUUCUGUAUGCCAGCAAGUCCAGCUUGUGGUAACAAUGGCAAAUCACCUAACAGGUCACAAAGUCAAGUACUAACAAAAUUACCAUCAUAUGAAAAACUUGGAUUUGAGGCUGCUGUUGCUGCUCUUGGUUUGAAAGCCAAUGUUUCAGAAGCAGAACAUCCUCUUCUAUGUGAAGGGACUCGUAGACAGCGUGGAGAUUUAGCUAUUACAAUGCUUGUUCAUUACAAGGAUGACCAGGCGAAGUUGAGUAAGAUUAUUGACAAAUUACUUGACAAAGAAGUUCAUCAAAUGUAUAAAGCCCCCAGUUUGUCAACUUAUUUAUCCAAUAAAUCUGGUAGCCAUCAGUCAUCAUCAACAACUGGAAGUACUGAGGCUGGAGCUAAACGCACCAAAUUUGGUUCUUGCAGUGAUCCCAACACUACCAGUAGUAAAUCAUCUUCAACUCAACACUCAUCAACAUCAUCAUCAUCAUCAAGUCAACAGCAUGUAAAAGAAGACGACAGCAGUACAACAACUGUUACGGCAGCUGCAGUCUCCACUACAAACACCAUCAGCAGUCACUCAGCUUCUUCUGCUGGACGGCUUGAUUUACCUCAAUCAGGCAUGCUUAUGGGUUCAUCAGGUUCUGUGGGCGGUGAUCCCGAUCAGAGUGGAUGGCAAAAUUCUCCAGCACAGAGACUUGACUAUCUCAACCUUGAACAAGGACAAGCAACAAGCAAUCAUAGUACAGGUGCCCGACCAAAAACCAUGUAUUCUCUUAAAUAUAACAGUGGCAAAGAUACUGACAGUUCAGCUUUGGAAGAAGAUGGAGAUGAUUUGAAAGCACUUGAGGCUCGUAUACGCUGUAUGACUUUAAGGAAGAAACCAUCACAAGGUAUGGCUAGUAUUGAUAGCAGUGCACCAGAAACAACCUCAAGUGAUAACUCCCCUACUCUGAUACGUCGCAGUUGGUCAAAGCAUCAAGGGCCAGGCAGUGACAGUGGUAGCAGUGGUAAGAGUAGUGAUUCACUUGGGUCUAGUAGUUCCGAGGAAAAAGUUGCUGUUAACUGUAACAAAGUUAGAGAGAAUGAAAGUCUCACAAAUCCAUUUCUGGCCAGGAUCACUUCCUUAGUUCUUAUUGAUACAAGAAUGCCAUCUACUAAUAUGAAGACUAUCAGAUACAAAGGAAAAAGAAUUAUACCAACUACACCAAAUCAGCCAAGUGAAGCUUCUGCUCAUUUUAUGUUUGAGUUGGCAAAGAAUGUUUUGUUUAAAGCUGGGGGUAAUAGCUCAACCUCACUUUUUACACGACCCCCAAAUAACAACAAUCCUACUGGACCACAUCGCAACUUACAUCUAUGUGCUUUCCAAAUUGGUCUCUAUGCUCUUGGAUUACACAAUUGUGUAUCACCCAACUGGCUGUCUCGUACCUACUCUUCUCAUGUUUCUUGGAUAACAGGUCAAGCAAUGGAGAUUGGGAGUGCUGCAAUCAAUAUUCUUAUUGAUACUUGGGAAGGUCACCUUACCCCACCUGAAGUUGCAUCUCUUGCUGACCGUGCUUCAAGAGGUCGAGAUCCCAACAUGGUAAAGGCAGCAUCUGAACUGUCUCUCUCUUCUUUACCCCAUGCUCAUGCUUUAAAUCCCAUUGAAGUGCAACGUGCCUUGCUUCAAUGCAAGGAACAUAGCAAAGAGAUGCUGGAGAAAGCUUGUCUUGCUGUUGAAAGUGCUGCUAAAGGCGGUGGUGUUUACCCUGAAGUUUUGUUUGAAGUGGCACGACAUUGGGACAAGAUGGCUGAAGAGUCUGCUCACCUUAGUAAUAAUGGAAGUGCACAAGAUUUGUCUGUGGCUUUGGAAGCUUCCCAUUCUCAAGAUGAAGAUAGCAACCGGCCAUUGAUGGUGGAUUGUGUAGGAGACCAGAUAAAUCCUUCAUCUAACACCUCUUCUGCUCUUCCUAUGAUUACUUACAACCAACAGCCUUCUCACACAUCUACUAAUUCACAGGUCUCCACCCAAGGAACUCCUCCACCACCACCGCAAAUUAUCUUGCAUUCCUCUAACCAUAUGAACCAUCCUGGACCAAUGGUGAUUCCAUACACACUUCCUGGGCCUGCCCAAAAUGGCCAGAUGCCCCACCACCCAACCACCUAUGUGCCAACAUACAGUAUCUUCAAUCACCACCACCAUCAUCAGUACCCUCCACCACCACCACCUCCCCCACAGACUACUCACAUUCCACUCCAUAAUAAUUUGCACCACCCUGGAGCCUAUAUUACAACUUAUUCUUAUCAGAACCAGUCACCAUUUCCUGUUGGUAACCUUCAGAACAUUCAGAAUGUUCAUCAAAAUACUGCACAGAUCUUCUCCAAUGGAACUAAUAUCCGACAUCUAGGCCCCACCAUGCAAAUCUAUCCAAACCCAAACUGUCAACUUGGGUCACUUCAGCCAGUGCAUGGUGGCAACACAGCAACAGCAACUGCAGGAAAUAAUGUUCAACAUGUGGACCAACCUCCUGUGUUUACACCAUGCCAGCCUACCUCCUCAAACUGUGUUCCUGGCCAGCAGCAAGGCCCACUUUGUGUUGGCCAGCAACAGCAGCAGCCUGUUGGACAGUCCAAUAUUCAAACCCCUUCUGCUAUUAAUAAUCAGACACAAAUGAACUACCUGAUGGCUGCCUAUAGAGUUGGCAUGCUAGCUAUGGAGACACUUGGUCGGAAUGAUCGUCCACAUAUGAAAUAUGCUCGCAACCCUCCCUAUGGUGAGGAUGUCAAAAGACUCCUUGGAGUUGCCAUCAAAUUAGGAAGCAGUUAUUUGCAGCAGUUUUGUGCCAGUGCUGUUAACGCUGUAGUCAGUCCAUUCGUUCUCUACGACAUUGCCUGGGAAGCUGCGCACUAUCUGGCUCAUAACAACCAGACUCCAGUGCACAACUGCCUGCGCUCAAACUUCCUCAACCCACUGGUGCAGAAGUGUAUACAGAUGUUCAUGCAUUGUGCGCAUCAUCGCAUUCAUCAUAUAACAUCACCUGAAUAUGAUGAUUUUGUCAGCAUCAUCUGUACUGCACAGAAAGCAUUCUGCAUGUCCCCUGGGGGCCCUGUGCAGUUCAAUGAGCUGCUCCAAAGUCUACGCCGCUCCAAGUCAUGCCGCAAAGAACUCUGGCAGAAAAUUGUCAAUGGACUCACACGGGGAGCAUGUAAUGUCACCAGCUCUAAAAUUUCUCUAUAAGCAAAAAGAUACUCUGGAAAUAAAUAUUAAUGCUGGCAUUUGUUUGAGAUGUCAUCUUCUAAAUUGCAGGCUGCAGUGUUAAAUUCACUAUAAUAAGUAACAUCACAACUCAUAAUUUUUUCUAGUAGACAUUAGUGAAAACACUUGCAAUUAAAAGUUUACUUAUUUGCCUUUAGUCCCAAGUAGGUAAGCAGAUGUCUGUAAAUGCAAGCAUUGAUAGCUUCAAUUAUUCAGGAAUCAUGCAUUCACUCAAUGAAGAAAAUGUGAUCUGCUGGAAAUACAUACCUAGGAAUGUGUAUUGUCACAAUUAGUAUAGUAAGCUAAAUAUAAGUCCUUGAAUAUUAUAAAAUAUUAUAAAAGCAGUGGUUUGUUUUUCUUGUUCUCACCUCCGUUUGUAUUGACCCUAAUCUUUCUGUUGUUGCUACUUGUCUAACAAGUAGAAGUUACAUGGCUAUUAUUGGCUUUUUUUGGGGGGUGGACAAUAAUGUCUUCCUUGCAAGACAAAUUAAAAAUAUGUGGAUUCAAAGAAGGAAAUGUUUUUAAAAAUUUGGACUAGAAAAAUUAUUUUAUAAAAUUUUAAUUAUAAUUUUAAUUUAACUUUU
Molecule: messenger RNA, 7198 nt
Organism: Octopus sinensis (East Asian common octopus)
Lineage: Eukaryota; Metazoa; Mollusca; Cephalopoda; Octopoda; Octopodidae
Product: zinc finger SWIM domain-containing protein 8
Exons: 25
Coding region: 687-6596 (1969 amino acids)
Cellular component (GO): Cul2-RING ubiquitin ligase complex
Molecular function (GO): zinc ion binding
Source: RefSeq, a predicted model, not a curated record